AGAUACCAAGGAGCUGAAUUCUGCUGAACCCUUCUUCGAGAGCACAGUAAGCCCCAAAACCACUUUACUAUCUACUUCUUCUACUCCUCGUUCCAUUUAAUACAUGUGGUGUUUCAAAAUGAGGUAGGUAGGUAGGUAAGAACGACCCAAAAGAGGCAAUACUGCACCUGCUGAUAAAGAGCCGAAUCCCCACACACACUCCCACCCACUCAAACACUGCCUUGCCACUCUAUGCUUCGAAACAUGCACCUCUCAGCAGCCAUGAAGCUCCUACUCUCCCUUCUCGUUCUUCUUCUGGCAGUUUCAUCAGCAACCGUGGCUGCCCCUCCGCCGUCAUCUGUCAUCGUGAUUGGCGCUGGUUUAUCAGGAAUCGCAGCAGCGAAGACACUUCACGAUGCCGGGAUCAAGGACAUUGUAAUCCUGGAAGCAACCCCAAAGAUUGGAGGAAGGCUGUCCAAAGUGGCAUUUGCAGGGCAAACCAUGGAGGUUGGCGCUUGUUGGUAUUUCGGCGGCGGCCCACAGCACAACCCUCUCGUCGACAUUGCAAACUCCCUCAAGCUCAACACUUACCCUACCAACUUCGGCAACCUCUCCUCCAACACCUACAAACAACAAGGUGGAUUAUACCCAAAAGCAGAGGUUGAUGCAGCAUUGGGGGCAGGAGCAGCCAGAGCACAGUUCUGCACAAACCUCUCCACCACGCUCAACUCCAAUCCCAGAAGCGACCAAGACGUGUCCGUUAUGGGAGCUUACUUGCUCUACAAACAUGUGCCAGCGACGCCUCUCGAGAUGGUGGUGGAUUACUUCAACAACGAUUACAUAGAUGCACAGGCGCCACAGUUGACGAGCGUGAAGCACAAGUACCCAAGGCACGAGCUUGUGGAUCACGGGGUUAACUUCAACUAUGUCAAGGACCCAAGAGGCUUUGAGAGCAUGGCUUAUCAUAUUGCUGAUCAGUUCUUGAAGAAAGGCGACCCUAGAUUGAAGCUGAAUAAGGUGGUGAGGGAGAUUAGCUAUUCCAAGAAAGGAGUGACCGUGAAAACAGAGGACGGCUCUGUUUUCCAGGCCAAAUUUGCUAUCCUCUCUGCCAGCUUGGGAGUUCUCCAGAGCAAUCUCAUUUCCUUCAAACCUGAGUUCCCGAUGUGGAAAAGAGUGGCGAUAUCGGAUUUCAGCAUGGCUACAUACACCAAGAUAUUCAUCAAGUUCCCUCACAAGUUCUGGCCCACUGGCCCUGGAACUGAGGUCUUCUUCUACGCACAUCAACACCAUGGAUAUUACCCCAUCUGGAAGCAUCUGGAGAACGAGUAUCCUGGAUCGAACAUACUGUUUGUGACCGUGACUGGAGACGAAUCAAUCAGAAUAGAGAAGCAGUCGGAUGAAGCAACCAAGGCAGAAGCGAUGGAAGUUCUGAAGAAGAUGUUUGGGAAUAACAUUCCGAACCCAGAUGCUAUACUGGUUCCCAGAUGGUGGACCAACAGGUUCUUCAAGGGAAGCUAUGUCAACUGGCCGCCGCGUUAUAGCCACGAGCAGUUUCAGCAUCUGCAGGCGCCAGUUGGUCCUGUUUACUUCACUGGAGAACAUACAAGUGAGAAGUACAUGGGGUUUGCCACCGGUGCAUAUUUCUCGGGAAUUGAGAGUGCCAAUGAUGUGAUCAAAUGCCUCAACAGAAAAAUCUGCAGAGCGCAUUAGGAUGAUGGCGGUCAUUUGGACGAAAUAAUAAGCGAGUUGGUUUCUAGCUGAAGACCAGUUGAAAUUGUUUACUGAGUUGGGUUCCCUUUUAUGGCCUGAGUAGACUUUUAUCCGAUGUUGUCGCCCUUGUGUUGUAAUAAUUAGAACACUUCUGAUGCGAACCUUUGAAUCCGGCAUGUUAUCUCCCUAAUGAGCGAAACUCUGAAAAUUCGGAUUCAAAUCAUUGCGGAUACCCAAAUCCGCCAUUGACAAACUAAAUUGGUAGCUCUAGAAGUGUUGCAUUGAUAAACCGCAAAUGUUUUCAGUGCAUUAACUGUACAUUGAUGGUAUGGAUUCAAAGCUAAGUUAGGGAAAAGGGGCCGGAUUAAAAGUUGAAACAAAAAAGACAUCGUAGAACUAUGUGGUAGGCUAAAACCGUAAAUCUUCAUUAAGCUGUUAUAGACUCAUUUUGCAGAGGUCAGAGGAGAUGUCAUGGGCUGGGAGGAAAGUCACGGUCUGGACCGUGGCCCCUGUUCCUCUUUCUGGUCACGAUAUGAGUACUCCUAUUUGAUGAUAUUAGAGCACCAUAGAUUGGGAGUAAGGGUUCGAUAACACGAGUGUGAGUCGGUUCUUUGCUUUGUGUUGACUGGCAAUCUCACCCAAUAGAAGGUGAUUUGGUGAAGAAAAUGAGCGUAAGAUGAAGUUUACCACAAAACAUCGGCCAAUUUGGUGAAGAAAAUCCAGUGGCCGAUACUAACAACUUAAUACAGACACUCGGGUGCAAGCCCUCCGGAAAAUUCUUCAUCUCGGUUACUUGUCCCCAAGUCGAAAGAAUCCGAGUUCAAGUCGUACAAUGAAGGUUUUGGCCAACUUUAUAAAUAAAAGGACUAAAACCCCCUUUAUGUAAUUAGUAUACAUAGGACGCUAGGGUCGAGCUUUCAUACACACUUUUACAAUCACUCUACCAUAGAGGCACUAGUUAGAGAGCAUAGGAGAGGUGGUGAGACUCUCGAGGAGCUCAACGAGGAUGUUGUCAUCAUCUACGAUGAUGUCAUCCAAUUAUUAUUUGUCUAUCUAGCUUAUUGUUGUUUAGGGUAUGUUGUUUAUGCAGUACUUUCUAUAACAAGAUUCUCAUUGCAUUCAAUGCUUUAGUUCAUCGAUGCUAGUUCCUUUAGAUG
Linum tenue is the source of this 2846-nucleotide messenger RNA. Lineage: Eukaryota; Viridiplantae; Streptophyta; Magnoliopsida; Malpighiales; Linaceae. The record is from the annotation of a GenBank genome assembly.